CCCACGUGAACGCGCCUCCGUCGGCCGUGACGAUCGUCUGCAUCUCUCUCCUCCGUGGCUGAACAAAACCUUAAAUCACACCGAAAUAAGCUAGUUGAGAGAUGAACCAGGUGAUCGCAACCUGCUGGAGCUGCCUCCUCCUCUCUGCCUUCCUGUGUGAGCCCGUGUUCGGUAAAGGAGGCCGUGGAGGGUCCAGAGGUUCAUCUCGCGGUUCUGCCCGCAGCUCCUCCGCAGGAAGCCACAGGGGAGCAGGACCCUAUGGAGGAACCCGCUCCAGGUUCCGAGUUGCUGGACGGACGUCUCCAGUCCGGGUCGCAGGAGCUGCAGCGGCGGGAGCCGCCGUGGCCUUGAGCGCGGACAAGUGGUACGCCUCCGCUUACCGUCGUAGCAACGCGGACAGCUCUGAAGAAGACCUGGACUACUUCAACAGGACCAAUUACUUUGAUGCUCUCAUGUCUGGAGCCCACCAGUCUGGGUUGACCAUCUACCAGCUACUGUCUGCCUCCAUUGCAACUUGGCUCCCAACAUGCGGACUCUUCUCAGACAGCCUGCUCUAGAUCUGUCCAACGUUCGGGUCAGGUCUUGGUCCUGGCUAUGAAGCUGAGGUGGCUGAGCUCCAGUCGUGAAUUGUGAACAGUAACAUGUGAAAUAUAUAAAUAUAUAUGUAUAUAUAUAUAGGUCACUUCACUGUUUUUGCACCAGCACCUGCAUCAUUCCAAAUUUUCUAUGAAUCAGAUCCGAGCGGUUAAACUGAUGUGUGUGAUGCUGAAGUCAUGUAUGAUGGUGGAGCCUUCUGCAGCUCUGGUCUGGAUGUUAAUCCACAAACUGCUGUCCUUCAAAGUGUUCAACCAACCGGGAGUCACCAAACUGCCAUGACACCAAUGAUUUAUAGAGUUUUCUAUGCACCGCCCAUGAAGGGUGGCGUUGGUGCUUUGGAAAAAAAAAACAAAUGAAGUUACUACUCUGUUUUUUAGUUCACCUCACGGCUCCGCCACAUCUGGCCAUUGCUGCACACCAAGCUUUGACUAAGACAGCACAAAUCCAUUCCAACUUUCCUUCAGGCCUGUGUGGCUCCUGUGCUGCUCUGUCAGAUUGAGGUCAAGAUCGUUUCCCACCCACUACCGCUACUCCUAUAAGUCGCACAUUGUCUUGUUGUUAUUUGAGUUGUGGUGAUGGAACUUGGUCUCCUCCCAAGAUCACAUCCCUCAGUCCUCCUGUUAUCCACUAUCAUUCAAGUCCACUGACACCUGGACCUACCACCUUUCAACGUGCUCAGGAUGUACAAUAAGGAAAGCACCCUCAUUGUUCAUGGAGGUCCAUACUGCACUGCAGCAGUUGAAGCGACAUUAGCUGAGAGGCGAACAGAAGAGCAGUGAAAUGCCACAAACCUGCACAUGAGAUUGUCUAUCAAUCAGAUGUGUUUGUUACAACCCAUACCUGUCACUUUCUUAAAACACUUUGAAACCUGCUCCAUGAAGGAGACGUGCGAGUGUGUGCGUGUGUGUGUGUGUGUGUGUGUGAAGGAAUCACUUGCCAACAAGCUGCUGCUCGCUGCUUCACUCACCACGCAGCUGAUUCUCAGGAGCGACAGACUGUUCCUUCCUUUUUGUACAUAUUUGUUAUGACCGCCUUUACAAUGAUGAAUUUGAUUUAUAAACGGACUCACUGUCGGCCAAAUUUCCUAUUCAGUAAAAGCAAGGGGAAAGUACCCGCAUGAAGAUGUGUCUCUUUUUGAUGCUCACUGAGAAAAAAGUGGUACUAUGAAGAAAUGUUACAUAUGCAAAUAUGAAUAAGCUAAAUAAUUACCAAUAUUUUUUCCCAUGAUGUAGUUCAUAUUACGUUUUCAAACUUUCAGAUAUAACACUUAGGAAUGUCCUAUAAUACAUGAAUUACAGAAUUAUAGCACUUUUUGGGAAGCUGUUCUGAAUAGCAACAGGUUAUGCUUAAUAUGUUUAUAGUUUAGUUAUAAACGUUUUUCCAACUAAAAGCCUUGACUAGUGUCUCAAAAUAGCUUCACCUUCAUCUCAAAUAGAUUUUUAUCUUUGAGAUCACAAGGUGUUUGCGGCUGACGAUGGUGAAAAGGAGGCCGGAACAGCUGCUAUUUUUAUUACGCUAUCAU
Synchiropus splendidus (mandarinfish) is the source of this 2119-nucleotide messenger RNA. RefSeq names its product shadow of prion protein (gene sprn). The coding region runs from base 102 to 557 and encodes 151 amino acids. The transcript has 2 exons. NCBI's taxonomy places the organism in Eukaryota, Metazoa, Chordata, Actinopteri, Syngnathiformes, Callionymidae. The record is from RefSeq and is a predicted model, not a curated record. Gene Ontology annotation, cellular component: membrane.